AUGGGAAGACGUAAAAUCCAACGUAAGAAUGUGGCGAUAUUAGAUAGCGACGAUGAUAAUAGUAGUGUAACUUCAUCGUCGAUCGUUUGUUCCGAUCAAAUGUCUGUUUUUGGUACCGAAGAAGUAGAGUUCAAUAAGGAAAGUUUAGCAGAUGAAGCGAUCGAUGCUUUAUUUGAGAAGAGGGGUUCAACACGGGAAAAGGCUUUGGAAGUGAUUAAUGCUGCAUUCAAUUUCAACUUGCAGUGUCAAUUUGUGGAGAAUAAAUUUGCCACAUUACUUCAUCAGUGUUUGAACUGUAUCAAGAAAGGGUCCAGCAAAGAGAUAUCUUUAGCAUCCCGUACUAUUGGUUUGUUGGCUUUAACUGUUGGUCCGGGAGUUCAUGCGCAGGAAAUGUUGGAAGAAUCAAUUACUCCUCUUUCACAAGCUUUUAACUCCGGUUCAGAAUCUUCUAAGAUCAUUUCGUUACUGAACUGUUUGGCUGUCAUCACUUUUGUCGGGGCAAAUGGUCCUGAGGAAAUAGAAAAAUCAAUGCAAAUUAUGUGGCAAAUAAUUCAUCCAAAACUAGGUUCUAAUGUUAUUGCUAUCAAACCUUCUGCACCUAUAAUAACAACAGCUGUGUCUUCCUGGUCGUUUCUCUUGACAACCAUGGAUGGCUGGAGACCUAGCCCCAAACUUUGGCAAGAGUCCGUUACAUAUUUGUCUAGUUUGCUAGAUAAUGAUGACCGAUCCAUGCGGAUCGCUGCUGGUGAAGCAUUGUCUCUUAUUUUUGAGAUGGGAAGCUUAGAGAAGUUUGUAGCUGAAACUAAAGGUUACAUUGAUAGUUCAGAUUUAGAAGGAAAUAAAACUAAAGUCAGGUUCUCACAUAUACAAGGACUGAAGGGGAAAAUUCUAAAUCAAGCUCGAGACCUCUCCAUGGAAGCUGGUGGUAAAGGUUCUUCCAAGAAAGAUCUUAAUAACCAGAGGAACAUGUUUAGGGAUGUUUUGGAGUUCCUUGAGUAUGGUUAUCCUCCCGAGACAACGAUGAAGAUUGGUGGGGUUGCACUACAGACAUUAACAUGGUCUCAGUUGAUUCAGUUGAACUUUUUGAAGCGCUUUCUCGGUGGAGGUUUCGCUAAGCACAUACAGGAAAGUGAAUUCCUUCAAGAUGUUUUUGGUUUCACUCCGAAAAGACGGAACCUUGUAGGCUAUGAUCAUAUAUCCAACACUGAAAAGAGAAUGUACAAAUCACCAAAUUCAGUUGUUAACAAGGCUAGAACCCAGCAAUUGAACAAGCAACGGAUGCUAUCUGAGGGUCGAAACAUCGGACACUUUGCCAUCUGUGUAGGCUAUGAAGAUUCGUAA
Gossypium raimondii (Peruvian cotton) is the source of this 1341-nucleotide messenger RNA. RefSeq lists its product as uncharacterized. The transcript is spliced from 13 exons. The record is from RefSeq and is a predicted model, not a curated record. The coding region runs from base 1 to 1341 and encodes 446 amino acids. NCBI's taxonomy places the organism in Eukaryota, Viridiplantae, Streptophyta, Magnoliopsida, Malvales, Malvaceae.